UUUAGGUAGGUAGGUACUAAUUGCAUGAUUUAAUUAAAGUUUUAAUCUAAUAAGACGAAAUCUUGGUUAGUAGAUGUCAAAUAUUAUAUCUAACAACGUCAGAGUCAAAAUUUUCAGUAACCUAUUUACACAAUGAUGUAUAAUCGACAAUCUCUCACCCCCACGUUACAAUGAACAUUUGGAGGAAAGUAUUUACAAAUGGAAACAUUGUAAUAGGUAAAGAUAGCGAACAUUUACCAAAGAACGACAACCUAGAACCGAACUCGUCUUGCGCUUUACCCACCACCUCACAUAUGCAAUCGCCACCUGCGUCCAGUUCGGGUAUCCUGAUGGUAGGACCAAAUUACAGGGUCGGAAGGAAAAUUGGCAGUGGGAAUUUUGGCGAAUUGCGGCUGGGAAAAAACCUUUACAAUAACGAGCAUGUUGCUAUUAAGAUGGAACCUAUUAAGACGAAGGCGCCUCAAUUGCAUUUGGAGUUUCGGUUUUAUAAAAUUCUAGGACAGACCGAUGGGAUUCCGAAGGUGUACCACUUAGGCACUUGCGGUGGACGGUACAACGCACUGGUAUUGGAACUUCUAGGUCCAAGUUUGGAAGACCUCUUCACGCUGUGCAACCGGCGUUUUAGACUGAAAACGGUUUUAAUGAUCGCCGAUCAGCUAAUCACGCGAAUCGAAUACGUUCACAGUAGACGUUUAAUUUUCCGCGACGUGAAACCGGAGAAUUUUCUAAUUGGAAGGCAAGGAACGAAAAAGGACAAACUAAUCCACAUAAUCGACUUCGGCUUAGCGAAGGAGUACAUCGAUGCCGAUACGAAUAAGCACAUUCCAUAUCGGGAACAUAAAUCACUUACUGGAACGGCGCGAUAUAUGAGCGUUAAUACGCAUUUGGGAAGAGAACAGUCUCGUAGAGACGAUUUGGAAGCUUUAGGGCAUAUGUUCAUGUAUUUUCUAAGAGGAUCACUGCCGUGGCAAGGGCUCAAGGCAGAUACGCUGAGAGAAAGGUACCAGAAAAUUGGCGAUACGAAGCGCUCCACCCCCAUUGAGGUAUUAUGCGAAGGAUAUCCCGAGGCGUUGGCCACAUACUUCAGAUACGUUAAGAGAUUAGAUUUUUUUGAAACGCCCGACUACGACUACUUAAGGAAACUGUUUAGUGAUCUGUACGAGGAAAGAGGGUACGUGAAUGACGAAAAUUUCGAUUGGACAGGUCGAACUGCCGCAUCAAAAACUACAUUAACGCAGGCUUGAAGCGACGUCGAAGCUUUCAUAUUCCAAAUCUGAUUAAGGGCGCUCGAAAGUUCAGUCGUUGUUAAUUUUACGUUCUCUAUGUAACAAUGAUCAAUUACAUUUAAUUAGAACAAGACGAAAUGAAUAGACAACAUAAAGGAUU
Photinus pyralis (common eastern firefly) is the source of this 1386-nucleotide messenger RNA. Its product is annotated as casein kinase I-like. Gene Ontology annotation, molecular function: ATP binding; protein serine/threonine kinase activity. Lineage: Eukaryota; Metazoa; Arthropoda; Insecta; Coleoptera; Lampyridae. Bases 171 to 1244 code for a protein of 357 amino acids. Gene Ontology annotation, biological process: endocytosis; peptidyl-serine phosphorylation; signal transduction. Gene Ontology annotation, cellular component: plasma membrane; cytoplasm; nucleus. The transcript is spliced from 5 exons. The record is from RefSeq and is a predicted model, not a curated record.